This is a messenger RNA of Leishmania braziliensis MHOM/BR/75/M2904, 3501 nucleotides long. RefSeq lists its product as hypothetical. The record is from RefSeq and is a predicted model, not a curated record. The transcript has a single exon. Bases 1 to 3501 code for a protein of 1166 amino acids. NCBI's taxonomy places the organism in Eukaryota, Euglenozoa, Kinetoplastea, Trypanosomatida, Trypanosomatidae.
AUGGUGCAGCAGCUCCUCUCGCGCGUGCACUCGUCGUGGAACGCACUCUCAGCAACCACUUCUGACAAUGCUUCACCUUUCCUUCAUCCCUUCUUCCCCUCCCCCCCCCCCCUCCUCCUCUCAUCUUCAUCGUUGUUCUUCGAGUGGACCUCGCUCCUUCAAAAUAGAGUCACUCACAGCCCGACCACGAUGAGGCGGCCGUCACUGUCACUGCAGGUGAGCUGGCAUCAUCGAAGCUACGGAUGCAGCACUGCGGCGGGCGCCGGUGAUGAUAAGCUGCGACGCUGCGCAAGACCGGUGUCGUCGGCUCAAACUUCGGGCGUAGUCUUUCGUAUGGGCAUCAACCCACCAUCGGAAGUGUUGAGGACAAGAGUAAUCUCGUCCCCCUCUCCCCUAUUCGCACAGUGGCAGCAACGGCGCCACGUGUGCGAUGUGGUUACUGCAUCAGCACUACGAUUGCAUAAUGCCGCCGCCGGUGAGGCGAUUACAGAUAGCCGGCUCACAGGCAAUCUUUCAACAGCCCCACUCGGGCCACCAACUGUGUGUCCCCCAUCCUCCUCCACCGCCAACACGUCGGGUUUGACCCCUGACACGUCGGAAGCCUCACUUGUGAUACAGCUGCAGAUGCUCACAAAGAAAUACCGAGGAAAGCCAAACAGCCACAGCAGCAAGGCGGUUGUCGACAGCCGUACCACAGGGGCAGAUGUGCCGGUGUUGGCAAAGUCGGCCGGUGCCCUGACAGAUCUCUUGAGUGACGCUGCCGUGGGUGUGAGCGGCAGUGGGGACGACAGGGCCUUAACGCUUUCGCAUAACAGUGAACCAGCCUGGCAGCGAGGGCUUGAGCUUGUGCAGACCGCCUCGUGCGCCACUGCAGAAGUCAUGGAGUGGCUCUUGUUCCUCUGCCUACGUAGUACCCAAGCUGCAGCGGAGGCUGCCGACUCGCUCGCUGGGGCACCGCUGGAGGUGUGCGAAGGGGUCUACGGCGCUUGGAGGGAGCUGCAUCGAGGCCAGAAGCUAGAAAGUGAUGCGACAGCAGUUGUGGACAACACUGUGGCAGCCGCAGCAUCAGCACAUGAGCUACAACCGUCCUCGCUGCUGACGUCGGACCCGUCUUCUUCCGCUCGAGUUCAGCCUCAACGUCACCGCUCACCUUUCAGUCCUAAAGGCGUUCACCACCACUACGCCACGUAUCUCCUGCGCGACCUUCACCACGCACAGACGGCCGCCGCGUCGUACAAGACAACGCACAAGGGCAGCAGCGGAACCAAUGGCGACGUCGACGACGAUAAAGUAUCGACACCCACCAAGGACUUGGAUGCGACACAGACGACGCUGAUGCAUCACGCGCAUUACCUGGUUCACAGGGUGCUGGAGGUUCUCCUGGUACAUCUUCCACAAGACGAAGCGGUGGCGGCAGCGGCAGGUCCGGCUACGAAGGCUGCGGAGCAGCCCUACGGUGUGGAAGGCGUGCUCUCGCGGCAUCGACAAGCUUCUCUGCGCCCCACAACUGCCUUGCUAGUUAUGGAAGCGGUGCGCCAUGCAGCGCAACUUCAUAGGCAAUCAUCCGCGUUGUACAGCGUUGGCUCGUCUGACAACUUUCCCCUCCUGUCUUACCUCUGGGAGGCGGCGCAUAACCGAAGUUUAUCGCAGGACGCACCGGCGAUGCCGCCUUCGCUGACUAACUCCGCUCUUGCGGCAGUGGCGCGCGAGACCUUCGAGACGAUUAUGAGAAGCUCAGCAACGGCGCCAACCCACACGCUCGCAGGUACUUCGCAACAAAAGCAGCACCAUCGUCUGCAGGACGACGCCCUUGCCCUUUACGUGGCCUUCCUCGCGACCAUCUGCAUGCCUGCUAUGCCACAGAGCCGCCUUGAGAUUGAGUUGCAGGCCAUUGAGUGUUUUGUUCUAGCUCGCUCACCGACAGCACGCCAGUUCAGCGUGCCGUCGCAGCAGCAGCAGCACCAGGAGCAGGCGCUCAGCAAUGGCCCACCGCGAUCCCUCAUCGGCGCUGAUCGAACGACUCAUGAUCAAUGUGGGUCUGCAUCCAGUGCAUCAGCUCUGGCAGCAGCUGCCGGUAUGCGGUGGCUGCUGGCCACGUAUCUAAGCCCGUCGUCGUCGGCGCCAGUCUCAGGACCAAGAGCGGAAGCAGCCCACUCUCAGUGGGACCUUACACGCGACACCGUUGUGACUGCGCUCUGCCGGUCAAACUCUCUGCUCACACCGAGCAGUUGCGAGCCCUCUUCAGCCACUCACGCCUCCGAUCAAGAUGCACGUGUCACGCCGUUGCGUACCCCACCCACUCCACUGCCGUGGUGUGCAUGGAUGCUGCAAGUUCUUAUCCACGAUGAUGCUCUUCGUCAGCAGCAGGAACAGGGGUCAGGAACAGCAUCCUUGGGCGGCUUAAUACGUAGCGAUGCCGACGAGAUGUCGACGCUGGCACUCUCCAUUCAGUUGGUCAUGGAGCUCCGGCGCCACUCUCAAGCGACUCUUGCCCGUCAUGGGCGUCCAUGGUUGAAGGAGCAUCGGCUACUGCAGUUGGUUUGGGCAACGUUGCUUGGUGCCACUGUACGAGGUGAGCUUCUCCCCACCAACUCUUGCCGCGCUGCCGCUGACAGCGGUUGUACGACACUCCACAGCGCAAGGACAAGGGUUCGUCCUCACUGCGGAACGCCCGCCGUGCUGCAGAGGCUGUGCUACCCGCAUUACGAUAAGACGCAGUGGCGCCGCCGGUCUGUCAAUCUUUACUUGCAGCUUCUCGACCAGUGGGGCGAGUCAACGCAAGUACGGCUGGUAUUUGCGACAGUAGCGCGGCGCGAGCGUGAUUGGCAGCUGGAGGUGCACAAGGCGGUGCUGGCGGAGCGCCGGGGACUCGUCCGUGUUGGUAAUGCGGUCGAGGGCUGCGGUGAGGAUGACUCCACAAGCAUAGGCGACAGCAGAGUAAAGAAGGGCAACAUGGUGGAGAGUCAAACCGCCGCAUCCACAGCUACCGAAGACCCACACAAGACUCUGCUGGUGAGGGUCUUCCGUCGGUAUCGCCCCGCCCUCAACCUCGAGUCGUGCCUCAUAACACUGCGACACUGUGGUGUGCCGAGGCGAACUCUUGCAGAGUUGUGGGACGGGCCGGCGGGUGCCAAGGAUGACAACGAGGAUAGUGUUGGCGCUCCUGUGGCUGCAGCAGAAAUCAAGCUCGCAGGGGAGGUGCUGCAAUACAUGAUCUGUUCACUGCACGUUAUGGUGCACCACUGCGCACCGAGUGGCGGUAAUGCGGAUGCGAACGAUGAGCAGAGAGACUGGGCAGAUGACACGAAAAUGCCGCGCACGUCCCGGGCUGCUGGCGACCCUGGAGCAAACCUGGAGAGCAGGACUAUAGAGGCAGAUGGCCUUCCUGUUUCGCACUGGGUGGAGUGGAUACGCAAGUCAUGUGUGCCGGCGUUAGCGCACCUCUACCAGUCUGCAGGGCUGGAGGAUGCAUGGGAGCAGCUGAGGCACGGGCGCCUGUAG